Penicillium cataractarum is the source of this 813-nucleotide messenger RNA. RefSeq names its product RNA-binding signal recognition particle subunit SEC65. Gene Ontology annotation, cellular component: signal recognition particle, endoplasmic reticulum targeting. Bases 1 to 813 code for a protein of 270 amino acids. The transcript has 2 exons. Gene Ontology annotation, biological process: SRP-dependent cotranslational protein targeting to membrane; SRP-dependent cotranslational protein targeting to membrane, signal sequence recognition. The record is from RefSeq and is a predicted model, not a curated record. Gene Ontology annotation, molecular function: 7S RNA binding. Lineage: Eukaryota; Fungi; Ascomycota; Eurotiomycetes; Eurotiales; Aspergillaceae.
AUGUCGCACCACGCCCGUAUUGAGGAGGUGUCGGACUCCGACCCUGAUGAGGUCGCCCCAUCUGACAUGAUGGCCGAGGACUCCAUCAUCGAGAGAGCCUCAAUUCCUAUUCGAUCCAACCCACCUCCCGUGGCGCCGACACCAAUGGCUCCCCCAAUGGCCCAGCAGAUGCCAGAGCCUCAGCGCGAGAUCCCCAGACACUUCCAAUGCCUUUACCCUAUCUAUUUUGAUAAGACUCGCUCACGCGCGGAGGGUCGUAAGGUCGGCUCCGAGCUUGCUGUCGAGAACCCGCUGGCUAGAGAUAUUAUGGAUGCAGUGCAGAUGUUGGGCUUGCAAGCUGGUUUGGAACCGGAGAAGCUUCAUCCUAAGGAUUGGGCGAACCCUGGUCGCGUGCGUGUACAUCUGAAGAAUGAGGAUGGUCGGCUGGUGAACCCCAAGAUCAAGAACAAGCACCAUCUAUACAUCCUUGUCUCUCAAUACCUGAAAGCCCACCCCACCAACGAGCAAUCACCGUAUCGCCUGCGAAUCCGCGGUCUGCCCAUGCCCGAGAAGCUCCCUGCCGCCCCGCCUGCCCCACGUGGCUGGAAGAUUGGCAAGAUCCUGCCCAUCCACUCCCCUGCAUACAGCGGCGGCGGUGUCAGUGAUAACCCGUUCAAGGAAGCUAUGGCCGAAAUGCAGAACAUGCAGGGUAUGCCCGGUAUGCCCUCGAUCCCAGGACUGGCUGAUAUGGCUGGUAUGGCGGGAAUGGGUGAGCCUUCCGGGGCUGGUGGCGCGGAGAAGAAAAAGAAGGACAAGAAGAAGGGCAAGGCCUGA